Python bivittatus (Burmese python) is the source of this 1314-nucleotide messenger RNA. The record is from RefSeq and is a predicted model, not a curated record. Lineage: Eukaryota; Metazoa; Chordata; Lepidosauria; Squamata; Pythonidae.
AUGGCGCUGAACAAAAGGACUUACAACCACUCCUCAAAAUUUCAGCUGUUGCAGUGCCUCAGCAAUCACAUGAACAACAUUCAAGCCCGCCCGCAUUUACAACUGCCUUUUGGCCUCCUGCCUACCUGCUGCCACCAGCUACUCCUGCUGCCCAUCCCUGCCCACCUGGCCCUGCCCACCAUCAUGCCCACCACACCACACACUACUGUACCCGUUGGGGCCUCCUUUUACGCUGCCUUGUUUCGUGCCGGGACAAAUGCUAAACAUGGAUUACGCUGUAAGGCAUGCAAGCUGAGCAUUCACCACAAAUGUGCAGAGAGCACUGGACAGCAACGGUGCAUGGGCAAACUGCCCAAAGGUUUUCGUCGUUACUACAGCUCUCCCCUCCUCAUUCAUGAGCAGUUUGGCUGCAUCAAAGAAGUGAUGCCAAUUGCCUGUGGCAAUAAAGUUGACCCUGUGUAUGAAACACUUCGCUUUGGAACUUCCUUGGCCCAGAAAACCAAGAAAGGCAGUACUGGAAGUAGCUCAGACUCACCAAAAAGGAAUUCUACAUCGGAUUUGGCAGAAGUUCCUGAGGAAAGAGGAAGUCCAGGAAAUAUGUUUGACAUAAAUAGACAACGCAGCAAUAGUGUAUUUACAUACUCAGUAAACGGUGUGUCAGACUUUGGAGAAGAACCGAAGAAAAUAAACUCCGUAUUACAGGGAUCUCUUAAUAAAGAUACAGUACAGAUGAAUACCUAUGUUGCCUUGUACAAAUUUGUACCACAAGAGCAUGAAGAUUUGGAAAUGAGGCCAGGAGAUAGAAUUACACUGCUAGAGGAUUCGAAUGAAGAUUGGUGGAAGGGAAAAAUAGAAGACCGAAUUGGUUUUUUUCCUGCUAAUUUUGUUCAAAGAUUGCAAGAUGAAAAGGUUUUCAAAUGUAUCAGGACAUUUAUUGGGUGCAAGGAACAAGGACAGAUAACCCUAAAAGAGAACCAAAUCUGUAUAACUUCAGAAAAGGAACACAACGGGUUUAUCAAAGUAUGCAGUGGGAAGAAAAAGGGCUUUGUCCCAGUAGAUGUCUUAGAAAACAUCUGAAACUUACCCGCUCAACAACUGCAGUAGUGAAGCUUUGCCAGCAAGACCCGUCUGCUUCAUUUUGCACUGUGUCUACCCAAACAAGCUGUCUUGAAGAUGACUAGGGAAAUCACAAGACAACUACAAAGAUCAACUGUUAUCAAGCACUUAAGCUGCUUUGAAGCAACAAACAGUGGUUGAUCAAUAACAAACUGUAUUAUUAGAGAAAGAACCAAAUAAAGGUGGUGUGAGUCUUAA